Molecule: messenger RNA, 2501 nt
Organism: Oncorhynchus masou masou (cherry salmon)
Lineage: Eukaryota; Metazoa; Chordata; Actinopteri; Salmoniformes; Salmonidae
Gene: slc10a7
Product: solute carrier family 10 member 7
Exons: 13
Coding region: 172-1185 (337 amino acids)
Cellular component (GO): plasma membrane
Source: RefSeq, a predicted model, not a curated record
GUCAUCGUCAGUGCUGCUCGCAAGAAUAUUAGUACGGAUAUGAAUUCGUGUGUCUCUUCUUAUCCUUCUUCAAAACUACAAUCUGACAAAGUUUCUGUCGCUAUUGGGGCUUGUCCGGACGGGACAGAGAAGUCAGGUUAGGCCCGGGGAGCCGUGUAGAGGCUCGGUAAUAUGGGCCUGUUGGCGAGAGUACGGAAAGAAUGGUUUAUUAUCGGUAUAGUGGCAGCAAUCGUGUCUGCGAAACUCCAGCCUGCAGUUGGACUGAAGGGAGGUCCACUGAGACCAGAGUUCACAAUCACCUAUGUUGCGGUGUCAGCCAUUUUCUUCAACAGCGGCCUGUCAUUAAAAACAGAGGAGUUGACCAGUGCCCUCCUCCAUGUGAAGCUGCAUCUGUUUGUCCAGUCCUUCACCCUGGUCUUCUUCCCUGUUGCCAUGUGGCUCUGUAUCAAACUACUGGCACUUACCUCAAUCAACACUUGGCUACUCCGAGGGUUACAGACGGUGGGAUGUAUGCCCCCUCCAGUCUCCUCUGCUGUCAUACUCACCAAAGCUGUGGGGGGGAACGAGGCUGCCGCCAUCUUUAACUCCGCCUUCGGAAGCUUCCUGGGAAUACUAGUGACUCCACUGCUACUGUUACUGUUUCUGGGCUCGUCAUCAUCUGUUCCUUUCUCCUCCAUCUUCUCUCAGCUCUUCAUGACUGUGGUCGUUCCUCUCAUCCUAGGACAGGUGUCCCGGCGGUUCCUGAGGGACUGGCUGGAGAGGAGGAAACCUCCGUUUGGAGUCAUCAGUUCUCUGGUUCUCCUGAUGAUCAUUUACACCACCUUCUGUGAGACCUUCUCUAACCCGGAUAUUGAACUGGACCACCUCAGCCUGCUGCUCAUCACCUUCAUCAUAUUUUGCAUCCAGCUGAGCUUCAUGCUGUUGACGUUUGUCUUCUCCACACAGAAACAGUCUGGUUUUACUCCAGCUGACACAGUAGCUAUCAUGUUCUGUGCUACACACAAAUCUCUCACCCUGGGUAUACCCAUGUUAAAGAUAGUUUUUGAGGGGUAUGAGCAUCUCUCUCUGAUCUCCGUCCCUCUCCUCAUCUAUCACCCUGCUCAGAUCCUACUGGGCUCAAUACUGGUACCCACCAUCAAGAGCUGGAUGAACAGCAGACAAAAGCCUAGUAUUUUAUUGCAUUGAUACCUACCUGUCUGGUCUGUGGAGUGAAGUUGACCGACCUACAGCCCAUCUGAAGUGGACUCUCCCUAGUGUGUACACUCAUUCACUCCCCCUCAUGGGGAGUAUCCAUUAAACUGUGACAGAAGGGACUACUUCCUUCCUCCAACGUAUCUCUCUGGUGGAAGGAUACAUACAGAAGCACAAGUGCCUCGUCACAACCACGUGACUCGCGAACACGUAGUCUUGGGCUUAACGGUUGUGAUGGUUACUAUGACAAAACUUGUAUGAUUUGUUCGAUGGUUUACUUUUAUACGAACAUAGAAGUCUCUCUAUUUUUGUAUCCCCCAUGAAGACGGUGUCGACUUCCUGUGAGACAAGAAGUACUACUGAUGGUCAUCAGGAAGUGAAUUGUGAGACGACACCGCCUGCCAUGGACCGGCUGGGACUGUCCUCUAACUAUUUUUCUGGGGAUGUUACAUUCAAAGACUCUUUUCUGACAAUCAGUUUUUUUUAUGGUUUUGAACAAUGACUAGUUUACUGAUAGUUUCUAUUGCUUGUUUAGGCUUUUGCGGGGCGGGGGGGGGGGGGAUUAUAUAUAUAUUUUUAAACGUUAUUACCAUAGUUGAAGGACAGACAUCUGGUGAUGUCUCCCUGUCUGUAUUCUGGGGGAGGACAAUGUGAAGUGUCUGAAUUGCCAUCCUAUCUACCGUAAAGUGCACUACAUUUGACCAAGGCCCGGCCAUCGGUAGCACACUAUAUAGAGAAUAGGAUGCCAUUUCGGACCCUGAAUCGACACGUCUCUGAUCUUGAACCAAUAGUAUAAUAGCGUUCAGCAGAUGGAGAUAUGACUAUAGAUUCCUUAUUCUACAGGUCAGAGUCGUUUCUGUUCUACUUUCUAUAUUUCUUUCUGAACAGUGAACAUGCUAAACUAUGUCAGAAGUGUGUCCCAAAUAGCAUCCUAUUCCCUAUAUAUAUUUAUAUUAGUGCACUACUGUUGACCAGGGCCCAUAGGGCUCUGGUCAAAAUAAGUGCACGACGUAGGGAAUAGAGGGCCAUUUGGGACGUAGCCCCAUGCCUAGGUGCCUUGGCAUAACGUCAGUAAUACAUACUAACACGUUGAUGAUUUAUUAUUUUGUUUUCAGAUUUUUCUAAUGCUGUUACCAAACAAACACUGUGUGACAACAAGGACCAAUGGCAAUGUGUUCCACAUGAAACUCCACCCCUUAUUGGCCAGUCAGGAUGCAGACUCUCAGUACUGAAAAGAUUAACCUUUCGGUUUGGGCGGAUGUUAGAAGGACAGGUUACUUCUCUAGUAUGAAUAAAAACUGUGAUUUAAA